Pecten maximus is the source of this 598-nucleotide messenger RNA. Its product is annotated as histone H3-like. Gene Ontology annotation, cellular component: nucleosome. The record is from RefSeq and is a predicted model, not a curated record. Lineage: Eukaryota; Metazoa; Mollusca; Bivalvia; Pectinida; Pectinidae. Gene Ontology annotation, molecular function: protein heterodimerization activity; DNA binding; structural constituent of chromatin.
AUGGCUCGUACAAAGCAGACCGCCCGUAAAUCCACUGGAGGCAAGGCCCCACGUAAACAGUUGGCUACCAAGGCCGCCCGUAAGAGCGCCCCAGCCACCGGAGGAGUAAAGAAACCUCACAGGUACAGGCCAGGAACAGUCGCUCUCCGUGAAAUCCGUAGGUACCAGAAGAGCACCGAGCUCCUCAUCAGGAAACUGCCAUUCCAGCGUCUCGUCCGUGAAAUCGCCCAGGAUUUCAAGACCGACCUGAGGUUCCAGAGCUCUGCUGUUAUGGCUCUUCAGGAGGCUAGCGAAGCUUACUUGGUCGGACUUUUCGAGGACACCAACCUGUGCGCCAUCCACGCCAAGCGUGUCACCAUCAUGCCCAAGGAUAUCCAGCUGGCUCGCCGUAUCCGCGGAGAACGUGCUUAAGCAGUACAUCUGUACACUACUUCCCAAAACGGCCCUUUUCAGGGCCACCAAAAUUCCAAAAAAGUUCCACUUGCUCUCGAAUUUACGCUAUCAUACAUACUUACAAUCAGAUGGAAGUAUAACCAUCAACUUUAUUAAAGAAAUUAAAUUCAAUACAAUAUUGGAAUUUUUAAUUAGUAAUAUUAUU